AUGCCUCCGGUAGAGCAGGCUCCCGAAGCUCAAGCACGAGCUUUUGCGAGAAGAAAAGCGGAGGAGUUCCAGCAGUUGCCGACGAUCGGCGACUAUGUAAUGUCGCGUCGUUCCGACCCGGAACAAAUCAGGGCGCGAGAGAGGGAGGAGGAGGAUGUUCGAAAGGCAAGGAAGGAGACUGAGAGGGAGAAGCUGGAGUGGGAAUCCCAAUUUUUGAGGGAUUACCCUGGCCAUUGGCAGGGUGUAGAUUGA
Orbilia oligospora ATCC 24927 is the source of this 252-nucleotide messenger RNA. RefSeq lists its product as uncharacterized. Lineage: Eukaryota; Fungi; Ascomycota; Orbiliomycetes; Orbiliales; Orbiliaceae. The coding region runs from base 1 to 252 and encodes 83 amino acids. The transcript has a single exon. The record is from RefSeq and is a predicted model, not a curated record.